Messenger RNA from Hylaeus anthracinus, 631 nucleotides. RefSeq names its product ragulator complex protein LAMTOR2 (gene Lamtor2). The record is from RefSeq and is a predicted model, not a curated record. Gene Ontology annotation, biological process: cellular response to amino acid stimulus; positive regulation of TOR signaling. Gene Ontology annotation, cellular component: Ragulator complex. Bases 152 to 532 code for a protein of 126 amino acids. Lineage: Eukaryota; Metazoa; Arthropoda; Insecta; Hymenoptera; Colletidae. Gene Ontology annotation, molecular function: guanyl-nucleotide exchange factor activity; molecular adaptor activity. The transcript is spliced from 3 exons.
UCCUUCUACUGUGUUUUAGGGAAUAUAACUGUCAAAAAGUGACGUUCUCACUUUCUUACGGUUUAAUAUUAAAAUCAGUGUGAAAUCGAUUGAAAAUAAUUUAUAAAGUAUCAACGAUAAAUACAAACUUAUAUUUAUUGUUUGUGAAACUAUGUUGAAACCAAAAGCUCUUACACAAGUAUUGAGUCAAGCCAAUACAGGCGGAGUGGAAAACACUUUAUUAUUAAAUAGAGAUGGUGGUUUAUUAGCUUACAGUGGUUACGGAGAUAAAGAUGCAAGAGUGACUGCUGCAAUUACAAGCAAUAUCUGGUCCGCUUAUGAAAAGAAUGGACGAAAUGCAUUUAAAGAGGACGAAUUACAAUUUGUAUUAAUGGAUUGCGUGGAGGGCAAAGUUGUGAUCACAGAAGUAGCAAAUUUGCUGUUAUGUUUAUAUGCAAAAGAAAAUGUUGGAUUCGGUUUAUUAAGGGAAAAAGCACAAGCUCUAGCAAGAUAUCUUGAUCAACCUCUAAAAACAAUAGCCAAUAUGCCUUGAACAUAUACAUAUAAUUGUAAUUUUUUGUAAGAAUUUAUGAUUUAUACUACUCUGUAAAUAAUAUAUUUUUAAUAAAUAAAAAAUUUAUUAAUUUAAAAA